AUAAUCACAGUAAGCUACAUUACAGCUAGUUAAUCUACAAGGAUAAUUUGUUGAGUUUUAAAAUUCUUUAUUAUUUUAGCAUUGAUAGUGUUCAAUUUCCCAUUUUCUUUUAUGUAAAAGAUAAUCAUAUUUAUAGUAUCAAAAAAAAAACAGAAAUCUCACUCAAAAGCCCCUUUAUUGAUUUUGUGCUCUUUAGGUAGGACAAAGUGAGCUCCCGGGGAACUAAAAAUAAAUCAUUUAAAAUAAGUAACAUUCAAAUCGAUAUUUAUUGAUUAUUUAAAGAUAAAUGGAGAGGAAGUUAUUUAACACUUCCACAAACAUAAGACAUGAUUUAGAGAACUAUCAAAAAAUUUAUUUACCUUUUAAAAUACACCUAUAAAAUACAAUGUAAUAAUAACUUGAAAUUCAUAAACAAUACGAAUAAACGUGAUAAAAAUAACCCGUCAGAAAUUAACAAUAUAAUGGAUAUUUCACAAGUCAUUUUAAUACAUUAUGAGAAUGAUAGAAACUGGAUAUUAUGGCGUAAUUCUACGCUAUUUUUAUUGAUUCUUUGUACUGGUAUUUUUAUAUCCAUUGAUAUUUAUACAAUAUCUGAUAGAAAGUAUAAUUUAAAUGGGAAUAAUUAUGGAAUUGAUGAGUCGUCAGUAAUAAUUAAGAGAACAAUUAAAAAUAUUAUUGAAAAAGACAAAGAUAGUAGUACAGUUGAUUUCAUGAAUGAUCAAUCUAUACAUUGGAAUAUUAAUGAUAAUAACAAUAAUAAUAAUAAAAUGAAUGAAACUUUAAUAAGAUCUCACUAUUCAAAUCCUUAUAGAUUAAAAAACUACAUGAAUAGUAUUACAAAAACAUGUUUAAAUAUGGAAUCUAUUGAUUGGAAUAUGAUGUUAUGGAGAGAUAAAGGAAACUUUUAUAAUGAACAACAUAUACGAUUGGUCAAUAUAAAUGCUAAAGGCGCUCAUCUUUUCAGUGAAGAUGUAAAUCAAUUGAAGAAUCAAAUGUCUUAUAAAAAAGAAGUUACUCAACAAUUUGACAAUCUAAGUUUUCUAUUAGCAUAUCCUUCUGGGAUUAGUGUCCACAUUAAUGUAAAAAAUAUCAGAUUACUACCGGAAUAUGAAGAUGUUGAACAUUUAGCUAGUGAUAAUGGAAUUGUUAUGGAUCCUUCAAGAAAGUCGAAUAUGCAACAUUGGCGUAAACCACUUGAGACAAUCAUUAAAACAGCAUGUCGGUAUCCAUUACCUAAACAAUACUAUUUGGCUAUGCAUCCUUAUUUAGAUCGACAUACAACUGCUAGAAGACAUAUAUGCCAACCAAAUAAUGUUAAUUCUCGUUUAUGUCCUGCUAAUUAUCCAAGUGGAUAUAUAUUUUAUGAUCGUUCUAUAAAUGGACAAUGUACACAAAAUCUUCAUAAUGCUAUACUAAUUUCAGAUAAAGCUUCAUAUCUACCUCCUCAACUAAAUAGUUUUUAUUGUACAAUUAAUUCACCAUUGGUCAAUAAAUUAUUUCAAGAAAACAUUAUAGAAAGUCAAUCAUACUUAAAAGAUAUGCACUGUGAUACACAACGACGUAUUUGUCAAACAUGUUUAAAACAAUCAUGUUUCAAUAGUAAAACUGAAGUGUUUUCAGAGACAAAUUUAAAGAAAGUUCAAAACAAUUUACUUAGUAAUCCUGGUGAAAUUGAAACUAAUCAUGAUUUUAAUGAAGAAAUAUUCUAUGGAAAUUUAUUGCGCGUUAAUACUAUUGAACAAAAUAUCUGGCAAGCUAAUGAUCCUGACUGUUGUGGUAUUAAAUGUUAUUCCAAUCCAAGUUGCCUUGAUUAUUUUGGUUCCCGUUGUGAGAUGUAUACAAGUAGACAUUCGAAUGCAACUGAGAUAUGUUUACAAGGUAAAACACUAAAAUUUACUUUAAAUCCUGAAUUUGACUUUACUAAUGGGACUUAUAUAUGUCAUGUUCGACAUCGUCCUCCGAAAAUCAUAUACACUAUUGAAACUUGGUUAACCCUUGAAAUUCAAGGUUUACCAAAGUUAGUAUGGAGUAGUGCUCGUUUAAAAUAUAACAUUCAAUUAAUGAAUAACGUAAAACCUUCAAGACGUAAAUCAAACAAAGUGAAUUAUUAUAUUCAAACUCUGGAGCAACGAUUUCUAAAACAUGGUAUUUUGUUGUUAUGGAAUGAGAAUAUUUAUUUAGAGCAUAAGACAAGUUUACCUAUAUGGGAUGAUGCAAUUGUGCAUAGAUCUGUUGACAAAGAAAUAUCACUGUUUCAACUGAAGUUUUUGAAAGAUUUUGGAACUGAACCUCCUCCACUUCAAAGACAUAAGGAGGAGAAAUACAUAGUUGUGCAAUUCUCUAAACCAUUUCAAUACAGUACUUCUAAUUGGGGCAAUCAAACAUGUCAAAUCAAUAUAAGUCAUAUUCAUCGUGCACAACCAAUCUAUGCAGAAAACACUAAAGUUUCAAUAGAAACUACAUCCAUUCCACAGAGAACUACAUCAAAUGCAUUCCUGUAUACAUUGAAAAAUUCACAAAAAAGAACAACCAUUGAAAUCAAAUCUCAUAUAAAUCAUUCCUUAUUAUACACUGCUGCUUGUUUAAACGGACUAACGUUUACACAAUCCAUACCCAAUGAAUUUAAUGAUAGAAUCAAUAUCCCAAGCUCAACUACUACACAUAAAUCAACAUAUAUUCAUUUGAAAUUAUAUACUGAAUCAUUAAAAUCAUUAUCAAAUUUAAAGAAAACUAGUAGUUUGAUCCCAAAUGAUCCACAACAUAUUUUAUAUGAAAAAGAUUUAAUUCUAUUAAAUGAUCAAUUUGAUUUCGUUACAAACUAUUCUAAUAAAAAGAAAGAAAUAUCAUUUCAAAUUCAAUUGAAUAUUGAAUAUAUUCAAUUUCCAAUUGUAUCUACUCAUUUAUUUCAAUCAGUAUUAUUAAUAAUUCAUAUUAAAGAUUGUUUUACUGAUUAUUUAUUAAGUACAUUGUUGAAUGCACAAAACAAUAUUCCAUUGUCAAAAUUAAUAAAUGUUAAUCAGAAUAAUACGAUUAUGUUAAAGGAAUCUUUAUCAAAUCAUAUAGACUCAUUAAGUGCUGAUAAAAUGCAUUUACCAUUUGUGAUUACAUGUUUAAUUAUUGGUCUUUCUUAUAUUAUACUUUUAACGAUAUAUACCAUUUUAAAAAUAUGUCAAGGAUCUAAUAAAUUCCAUACAGACAAUCUAAUUCAUAAUUCAACAAAUUAUAUAUCAAAUAAUGAAACACAACAGAAACAUUAUUCAUCAUUUUCAGCUUAUUCUACAACUUUAUUAAAUAAUUAUCAUAGGACAAGUUCACAAUCUCAAUUAGCUCGUUUAACAUGUCCUCAAAAAGUUUGUAUUAUGAUCUAUUUAUGUUUUCGGGUAUUUUAUACUUUUCUGUUCACUAUCAGUGUUGGAUUAUCAUUUAUUUUAAGCAUUGAAACUGAUGCUACUGUGGAGUUUACUUCAGCAGUACAUAAUAAUCAUUUUAUUACAAUGAAUUCAUUUAAUAAUUAUAAUGGAAAUAUUGGUAGUAGAUUAAUUCUGCCAUCAGUGAUGAAUACAAUGACGUUGACAACGGAUAUAGGUAACAGAUGGCGUGGAGCUAAAGUAUGGGUAUUAGAAGCUGCUAGAAUGGAGGAUUUUUCUCAAACUGAAUUAUUAAGACAGACUCAAAAAGGGACAAGCCAAAUCUCAGACUGUGGUAAACAUUAUGAAGAUCAUAGUAAACAAUUGUCUAGAUAUAUGAUGUAUAUUGGUAGGAAACUAAUCAGCUGGUUUAGCCAAACAAGUACCAACAAUGAGGUUUUUAAUCAUAAUGAUAUAAACGAAAAUUCAAUGAAUUAUCAUUCCGAUAACAAAAUUUUAUAUGAAGAUUCUAUCAGUCAAACUGAACAUGAAAUGUACAAUAUUAAUAGUAAUAAUAAAUCUACACUCCAAUGGACAUCGAAUGGUGUAAAUAUUCAAAUACCUACUAUAGAACAAGAAACAUGGAAUCAUUUGGAACGUACCAGUUGGUUACCUUAUUUAGAUACAGUUGAUGAUUAUCUAAGAAAGACAAGAGAUGAUCUGGAUACGAAAGUUAUUGACUACUGGGCACCAUAUGAUCAACUUUUAGCUAAUCUUCUUACAAACCCAUGGCUUGCACCAGCAUAUAGGGCAUUAAAUACAUCAUGGUUACAAGAGAGGCGUAUAUCAUUCAUGGAUCGAACGUAUUUUGGUUUAGUAUCAAGUGAUUUUUACUCGGAAGAUGAAAACCAAUCGUCAAACGAUUUAACCGCUUUAAAUGGUGCCAGAGAAACACAAUCUUUAAUGCUAGCAAAUUUUAUUGGUGUUCCACAACCUGCACAUGCUCGUUUGGCUGGUACAAGAAUUUGGAAUAGUUUUCGUAAUCUAGUUCCAGGUUUGCCGAGCAAAUUCUAUUAUAAAUUAGAACCAAGUUCAUUAUCGUCAUUCUCUUCAUCAUCAGUUUUAAAUAAAGAUGUUGAAUUUCGAAGAAAGCCAAAAUUGUAUCAUGAUCAUCGACAAAUGUUAUCCAGUGAAGAUUGGUACCAUAUUCCAAGUGGACAGUUGGAUUUAGAUGAAAAAUUGAAUGUUGACUCAUUUACUGAUUUAAAUACACAAUUCUAUCCGUUUGCAACAACUGUUACGAAACGAAAUGGAAAUCCUUCAACAAUUGAUUCAAAUUCUUAUUUUUUAACAUUGACACAAGUUCGAUUAUUGUUAUUGUUAUUAGAUGCCAUUAUUAUAUUGUCUAGAUGUUUUAAAACAUUUGAAUUUAUGCAUAAUAUUUGGUUUGGUGAUAUAAAAUUAAUUAAUGCCAAUCAUUUAAUUCAUGAUCUAAAUGAUAAUUCACAAAUAAUGAUUGAUUCAUUUGAUCAUUCUAUGCAUCAUCAUUCACAACAAACACAACAAAUACAUAGUACUUAUAAUUCGAAUUAUCAUUAUCAACCUCAACUUCAAAUAAGAUCACCUAGACAUAUACAAUUAUCUAUAGGAUCUACACCAUUCUUACAUCCUGCAUCAUGCUCAUCAAAUUUACAUGAAUCAAAUCAUCAUUCAAUCUCUAAUGAGUUCCCCACAUCAAUAGGCACAAAUCACAAUGAAGCAGUGAUUGCCAACCAACCUAUUCGUGUAAGUGAAUAUGAAAGAAAAUCUUCUACAGGGAUUAAAAUAACUCAAAACAAUCCACCAACACUGAAUUUUGAUAAUGGAACUGGACGUUUUACAGCCUGCUACUGUUGUCUUGAUGCUCAUUAUUUGCUAGUGAUAACUGGUAUUGGCUUAUUAUUUAUUGGACUAGUUUUAAUUUGGGCUACUGAUAGACAUGUUCGACCAGGAUGGCUUUUAGCAAAGACCGGUGUAUUAGCUCGAUCACGUGCACUUGAAGACUGUAGACAAAGAACAAAUGCUAUCUUGAAAACCAUUCAACCGAAUCAUAUAAAUAUGGAUUUGAUAAGAUCCGCUAAAAUUAACGCAGCUAAAGAAGCUUAUUGGAUCAAUCAACUGACUAAUAGACUAGAGCAUGUACAAACACAGAUACAAUUACAGCUUAUCACAGAAUUAUGUUUACUGCAAAAAGGAUUGGUAAAUCAUUAUUAUGUCUUAGAUCAACACGCUGUGAGAAUCCAUGUACCAGAGAUAACGGAUACAAAUUCAACAUUUUCAGCUUGUGAACUAAUUGGUCCUAAUUUUCAGUUUACUGAACAAGCAUUAUUGAUUUUGUCUAACUGGAAGUUGGAUCCGCUAACAAAUAAACAAAUUAAACAUACACUAAAAACUCCAGUAUGUCAUUUCUCCCCAGUUGUUCCUGCUACUUAUGCUGAAAGUCAUCUAUCACGUUUAUUAAGAAUGACUAGUUUAAACGAACAAUCACUUCAAAUGAACAAUAAAAAAACUAAUGAACAAAUUACCUCAAAUAAUAAUCAAACAGAAUCAAACAUUCAAGUUGAUAGAAAUCAAUUAGAUUUCAACUAUGAACAACUUACUACAUCAAUUGGAAGUUUGUCAACUUUAAUUAAUGCUAUUUAUCGUUUAUUAUUAACUAGUUUAACAGUAAUGAUGGCUAUGGGUGGAUUAUUAGUCUGUUUGCAUAUGAUUUCAAUUUUGGGACGUAUAAUAAUACGAAUUCCAGUACGUAAGAUUUAUUACACCACCAUCUACCCUCCUUGUACAUCUGUGAACAAUCCAUCUUGUUCACCUACUGUUCGCCAAACACGCAGUCAACAUUCAUGA
Molecule: messenger RNA, 6233 nt
Organism: Schistosoma mattheei
Lineage: Eukaryota; Metazoa; Platyhelminthes; Trematoda; Strigeidida; Schistosomatidae
Source: the annotation of a GenBank genome assembly